This is a messenger RNA of Rhea pennata, 681 nucleotides long. It is a transcript of the gene TEX36, whose product is annotated as testis expressed 36. The transcript has 4 exons. Lineage: Eukaryota; Metazoa; Chordata; Aves; Rheiformes; Rheidae. The coding region runs from base 1 to 681 and encodes 226 amino acids. The record is from RefSeq and is a predicted model, not a curated record.
AUGGCGGCGCCGCCUCCUCCUCGAGGCUGCUCCGCUGCAGCUUCUGUGAGCGGGACAAGGCAGCCACCGUGGCAACCGCGGCGGGGUGGCGGGGCGAGGCGAGGCGGCGAGGCGAGGCGAGGCGGUGAGGCGAGGCGGCGAGGCGAGGCGAGGCGAGGCGGUGCGGCCAUGCCCAAGGGCAGGUCGGCCAAGCCCUGCACGAAGCGCGACGGCGCCUGGUUCGCCCAUAUCGGACUAUGUCAAAGCCAGCCUGAGUCAGCUACAGGCUCUGCGCUAAGACAGGCGCAAAACGCCAAAGAAGUUCAGUAUAUUGAGGAGAGAUUGCCGCCAGGGUACAGAGCUCGGGAGCAGAAAGCAAUGAACAACAACUUCCCAUUUUCUUCUCAUGACAACAGACAUUGUUUACAGAAUGUAGGAGAAUAUUUUGAUUUUGGUUUUGGACGGAAGAAAGUUGAACCAGAGAGAAGGCAACAGAACUCACAAAACUUCUGCCUAUGGGCACAUGAAUCUGUUCCUAGCAGUGAUGAUGGCUUUACCAUUUAUCAAACGUCAUUCAUUAAAGAUCAAAAUACUGAGUGCUCAUUCUGUAGGCGAUAUCCAAAACACCACUUAGAAAAGUGUUACACUAACAAACCCAUUACUGAGGAUGAAAAAAACAUGCAGCCAAACAAGUCAAGUUAA